Molecule: messenger RNA, 1320 nt
Organism: Culicoides brevitarsis
Lineage: Eukaryota; Metazoa; Arthropoda; Insecta; Diptera; Ceratopogonidae
Product: odorant receptor 56a-like
Exons: 6
Coding region: 1-1320 (439 amino acids)
Biological process (GO): sensory perception of smell; detection of chemical stimulus involved in sensory perception of smell
Cellular component (GO): plasma membrane
Molecular function (GO): olfactory receptor activity; odorant binding
Source: RefSeq, a predicted model, not a curated record
AUGUAUUUUUUAAUCAAAAAUUGCUUAAAAACCUUUUUUGGAUGGAUCAACUGCUUCGUUCUCGAUGAAAAAAUCUUCGAAAAUCGUCUUUUUGAGAUUCCUUUGAAGGGAUUGAGACUUUUUGGCUAUAUGAUAUCGAAGGAUCAGAAAUUUUGGAAGGUCCAUUGCUUCAGAGGAGCUCUUUUUACGUUGUCUUUUGUGCUUUUUAACAUCUUUCAGUACGUCGAUUUGUAUCAAACUUGGGGAAAUUUGGAUGUCAUGAUGGAAAAUGCUUCAACAACGUUACUUUUUACGACGACUUUGGUCCGUAUGUUCAGCUUUUAUCGAAAUCGAUCAAGAUAUUUUGCUCUUCUAAAGGAAGCUGACGACGAAAUAAGCGAAAUUUUAGACAAAAAUCAUCGAGGAGAAGUCAAAAUUUUGUUCAACAUCGUAAAAUACUUCAAAAUUCUCGCUCUUGGAUUCAUCUCAAUAGCUAUUAUAACCGCUAAUGGCAUGAAUUUAAACUCUUUUGUGCAGUCCUUCUUCUAUAAUCCCGAAAAAGACGCCUCUCCUCCAUUGAUUUUACGUUCUUGGGUCCCAUUUGACAUUUGGAGUCAUUUUUAUUCAAUUUACGCCUGGCAAUUUUAUAUCAUGUGGUUGGGCAUCAUUAUCGUUUCGAGUUGGCAUACCUUCAUUUUGUCUCUCAUGUGUUACUGCAUCGCUUUUUUGAAGAUUUUGAACCACAGGAUGGAAAAUUUCGAUGAAUAUGUCUUAAAUUUGUUGCCUUUUAAAGAAGUAAUUGAGAUCAAAAAGGCGCGAAACGUGAAUUUUUUGAAAAAUUUCGUGGUUUAUGACACAAAAGCUGACGAAAUAUUUGAAGAAAUCAUCAAAAAACAUCAAAAAUUGUUAAAAUUCAUCAAAAAAUUAUCAAAAUUGAUGGCGAUUUACGUUUUUAUUGACUUUAUUAUCUUCAGCGGACUCAUUUGCGCGCUUUUGUAUGAGACAUCGACGACCGACGAAGAGGUGCAAAAAGUGCUCGGCGUGUGUUACAUCGUCACCAUGAGCGUCAUUCUGUGGAUUCAUUAUUGGCAUGCGAAUGAAAUCAGCUACUAUAACUCGGAAUUGUCGAGAUCGAUGUUCAGAAGUAAUUGGUACACGCAAUCAUUGACGUUCCAAAAGAUGUUUUUGAUGUUCAGUCAAGCUAAUACGCCGCCUUUGAAGAUAAAAGCGUUCGCUUUGGUCAUCACGAUGCAAGUUUUCAUCGGCAUUUUUCGAGCAUCAUACAGCUAUUUUACGCUUUUGAGUCGCUUGAAUAAGAAACAUUCUUUGAUGCAAAAUUAA